This is a messenger RNA of Homalodisca vitripennis (glassy-winged sharpshooter), 1097 nucleotides long. Its product is annotated as WW domain-binding protein 11-like. Bases 1 to 1002 code for a protein of 333 amino acids. Lineage: Eukaryota; Metazoa; Arthropoda; Insecta; Hemiptera; Cicadellidae. The transcript has 6 exons. The record is from RefSeq and is a predicted model, not a curated record.
AUGACGAAAGGGACAUUCAUACUCGCUGGCGGCGAGUUCGGUACUCGUCGCCUUGUUGUCAACACGACGGGGGAUCCCGGGAAGUAUCGAUGUUUGGUGUGUGGAGAAAUUCUCAAGAAUAAUCGCCAAGACGCUCUUAUCACACAUUUACGCCAGAAACACCCUUUCAUAAAUGUGGGCCAACAAAUAUCUCCAGUAGCCCCUAAGGCGUGCCUGGGUCCUUGCCCACUGCCUAGAGUGCCGGAAUAUUGCCCUCCAUGCCGCCGUCCAGAACCCAGUCCUCCAGUUCCACCAGCAUGCCCUCCAUGCUACCAACCGUGUCCACCCCCUCGCCCACCAUGCCCAACUCCUCGUUUACCUCCUUGUCCACCUCCUUGUCCACCUCCUUGCCCACGUCCUUGUCCACCCCCUUGUCCACCCCCUUGUCCACCUCCUUGUCCACCUCCUUGUCCACCUCCUUGUCCACCUCCUUGUCCUAGACCAUGCCCCCCCGGCUGUAUCCCCACAAACGCAGCUCAACCAUACAACGUCUGUGGACCUUGUCCACCCCAGCCUUGCCCACCACCUCCACCCUGCCCACCCACCCCCUGUCCCAUCCCUUGUGCUGUCAACUGUCCUGCACCCACGCAGGAUGACUACUGCAGGGCUAUGGCCAGACAACAACGCAGAGAGAAUAGAACUAAGUACAAGUGUACAGUUGAGUCAUGGAAGCCAGGCUCUACGAAGGUGGUGUGUCCCUGCUGUGGGUGCGAGGCCCAACCUGUGAUACGCCGCCAGAGGAACCAGCUGGCCAAUAGUUCACUCGGUGCUUGCUUCAUGUUGGGGUGCUGGCCAUUGUCCUUUCUGCCGUUCUUGCUCUGUGAGAGCACUGUAGUAAACCUGUACUGUGCUCAGUGCAACAACUUUCUGGGGGCUUACAACCGUAAACUGGGCUGUGUCAUCGACGUACAGGCCAACCUCUGCAACCCGGGCAUCACUCCAAAUUAUCCUUCUAUAAAAUGACAUUGUAUUGUAUUGUAUUAGAAAACACACACCGUAAAGUGAUUAUUUAUUUUGUUUUCUUUAUAUUUAUGUAUUAAACCACAUUUACAAAAAUA